Molecule: messenger RNA, 3946 nt
Organism: Piliocolobus tephrosceles (Ugandan red Colobus)
Lineage: Eukaryota; Metazoa; Chordata; Mammalia; Primates; Cercopithecidae
Gene: PTPN4
Product: protein tyrosine phosphatase non-receptor type 4
Exons: 27
Coding region: 776-3556 (926 amino acids)
Biological process (GO): protein dephosphorylation
Cellular component (GO): cytoplasmic side of plasma membrane; cytoplasm; cytoskeleton
Molecular function (GO): cytoskeletal protein binding; protein tyrosine phosphatase activity
Source: RefSeq, a predicted model, not a curated record
CCUGCGUGUCCCUCCGCUCUCCGACUGGUGCGACUUCUCCUCCCUGCGCUGGCGGGGCAGGGUUUUAGCCUCGCUUCUCGCGAGAUCGCCUCCUGUUGCUGCCGCCGCCGCUCCCGGCCGCUGACUGGCGGCGCCUGCGCAGCCGCCAUGUUCGGUUGCUAUGCUGCGGCCUGGGAGAGGGGGUGUGCUUGAGGGAGGAGGAAGAGAUAGCGGAGGAGGAGGGGGAGGAAGGGGAGGUGGAGAAGGAGGGGGGUGACUGAGCUCCUCUUGCACUCUCACACAGAAACGCUGCCCAGGAUUACCCGCCAGCUCACGCCGCGCAGCGCGCUUUUCCGCUCCUCGCGCCCCACCACCAACAUUGUUCUCUCAGGACUCCUGGGUCCCAGGAGCCAGAAUUGGGCCUGAGCCGGAGAGGAAAGAGACUUGGCUUUGGCCGAGGGGUCGGAGGAUUGGGGCCAGGCCCCCCUCCCCCACGCACUUUUGGGGGUGUGGAUUAUCUCAUCCCCGCAGGGAGGUAGGAGAGGUCGCCGGCUGCCCGCCUCCCUGCCACCUCCCUGGCGACGCCGGCCCGCGGCUGCCCAGCAGCAUGAGGUGGUGCUGGCGGCUCCGGGUCGUGGCGCGACCGCUGCGGCGGCGGCUGCUCGGGGGGCGCUGAGGUAGCCCCCCGGAGCGGCACGGCGGACGCGCUUCUCCCCUGCGCGCCGGGGCCUCGAGGCUUUUUUUCUCCAGCCGAGAGGACGCGGCUGUGAUAUACGAAGACUUUGUGUGGACAGUAAUGACCUCACGUUUCCGAUUGCCUGCUGGCAGAACCUACAAUGUACGAGCAUCAGAGUUGGCCCGAGACAGACAGCAUACAGAAGUGGUUUGCAACAUCCUUCUUCUGGAUAACACUGUACAAGCUUUCAAAGUCAAUAAACAUGAUCAGGGGCAAGUCUUGUUGGAUAUAGUCUUCAAGCAUCUUGAUUUGACUGAGCAGGACUAUUUUGGUUUACAGUUGGCUGAUGAUUCCACAGAUAACCCAAGGUGGCUGGAUCCUAACAAACCAAUAAGGAAGCAGCUAAAGAGAGGAUCUCCUUACAAUUUGAACUUUAGAGUCAAAUUUUUUGUAAGUGACCCCAACAAGUUACAAGAAGAGUAUACAAGGUACCAGUAUUUUUUGCAAAUUAAACAAGACAUUCUUACUGGAAGAUUACCCUGUCCUUCUAAUACUGCUGCCCUUUUAGCUUCAUUUGCUGUUCAGUCUGAACUUGGAGACUGCGAUCAGUCAGAGAACUUGUCAGGCUACCUCUCAGAUUAUUCUUUCAUUCCUAAUCAACCUCAAGAUUUUGAAAAAGAAAUUGCAAAAUUACAUCAGCAACACAUAGGCUUAUCUCCUGCAGAAGCAGAAUUUAAUUACCUAAACACAGCACGUACCUUAGAACUCUAUGGAGUUGAAUUCCACUAUGCAAGGGAUCAGAGUAACAAUGAAAUUAUGAUUGGAGUGAUGUCAGGAGGAAUUCUGAUUUAUAAGAACAGGGUACGAAUGAAUACCUUUCCAUGGUUGAAGAUUGUAAAAAUUUCUUUUAAGUGCAAACAGUUUUUUAUUCAACUUAGAAAAGAAUUGCAUGAAUCUAGAGAAACAUUAUUGGGAUUUAAUAUGGUGAAUUACAGAGCAUGUAAAAAUUUGUGGAAAGCAUGUGUAGAACAUCACACAUUCUUCCGUUUGGACAGACCACUUCCACCUCAAAAGAAUUUUUUUGCACAUUAUUUUACAUUAGGUUCAAAAUUCCGGUACUGUGGGAGAACUGAAGUCCAGUCAGUUCAGUAUGGCAAAGAAAAGGCAAAUAAAGACAGGGUAUUUGCAAGAUCUCCAAGUAAGCCCUUGGCACGGAAAUUAAUGGAUUGGGAAGUAGUAAGCAGAAAUUCAAUAUCUGAUGACAGGUUAGAAACACAAAGCCUUCCAUCACGAUCUCCACCAGGAACUCCUAAUCAUCGAAAUUCUGCAUUCACGCAGGAAGGAACCCGGUUACGACCAUCUUCAGUUGGUCAUUUGGUAGACCAUAUGGUUCAUACUUCCCCAAGCGAAGUGUUUGUGAAUCAGAGAUCUCCAUCAUCAACACAAGCUAAUAGCAUUGUUCUGGAAUCAUCACCAUCACAAGAGACUUCUGAAGAUGGGAAGCCUCCAGCUUUACCACCCAAACAAUCAAAGAAAAACAGUUGGAACCAAAUUCAUUAUUCACAUUCGCAACAAGAUCUAGAAAGUCAUAUUAAUGAAACAUUUGAUAUUCCAUCUUCUCCUGAAAAGCCCACUCCUAAUGGUGGUAUUCCACAUGAUAAUCUUGUCCUAAUCAGAAUGAAACCUGAUGAAAAUGGAAGGUUUGGAUUCAAUGUAAAGGGAGGAUAUGAUCAGAAGAUGCCUGUGAUUGUGUCUCGAGUAGCACCAGGAACACCUGCUGACCUCUGUGUCCCUAGAUUGAAUGAAGGGGACCAAGUUGUGCUGAUCAAUGGUCGGGACAUUGCAGAACACACCCAUGAUCAGGUUGUGCUGUUUAUUAAAGCUAGUUGUGAGAGACAUUCUGGGGAACUCAUGCUUCUCGUUCGACCUAAUGCUGUAUAUGAUGUAGUGGAAGAAAAGCUAGAAAAUGAGCCAGAUUUCCAGUAUAUUCCUGAGAAAGCCCCCCUAGAUAGUGUGCAUCAGGAUGACCAUUCCCUGCGGGAGUCAAUGAUCCAGCUAGCUGAGGGGCUUAUCACUGGAACAGUCCUGACACAGUUUGAUCAACUUUAUCGGAAAAAACCUGGAAUGACAAUGUCUUGUGCCAAAUUACCUCAGAAUAUUUCCAAAAAUAGAUACAGAGAUAUUUCGCCUUAUGAUGCCACACGGGUCAUUUUAAAAGGUAAUGAAGACUACAUCAAUGCGAACUAUAUAAAUAUGGAAAUCCCUUCUUCCAGCAUUAUAAAUCAGUACAUUGCUUGUCAAGGGCCAUUACCACACACUUGUACAGAUUUUUGGCAGAUGACUUGGGAACAAGGCUCCUCUAUGGUUGUAAUGUUGACCACACAAGUUGAACGUGGCAGAGUUAAAUGUCACCAAUAUUGGCCAGAACCCACAGGCAGUUCAUCUUAUGGAUGCUACCAAGUUACCUGCCACUCUGAAGAAGGAAACACUGCCUAUAUCUUCAGGAAGAUGACACUGUUUAACCAAGAGAAAAAUGAAAGCCGUCCACUCACUCAGAUCCAGUACAUAGCCUGGCCUGACCACGGAGUCCCGGAUGAUUCCAGUGAUUUUCUGGAUUUUGUUUGUCAUGUACGAAACAAGAGGGCUGGCAAGGAAGAACCCGUUGUUGUCCAUUGCAGUGCUGGAAUUGGAAGAACUGGGGUUCUUAUUACUAUGGAAACAGCCAUGUGUCUCAUUGAAUGCAAUCAGCCAGUUUAUCCACUAGAUAUUGUAAGAACAAUGAGAGAUCAACGAGCCAUGAUGAUCCAAACACCUAGUCAAUACAGAUUUGUAUGUGAAGCUAUUUUGAAAGUUUAUGAAGAAGGCUUUGUUAAACCCUUAACAACAUCAUCAAAUAAAUAAGAAAGCAGAAAAAUCUGGGAUAUGUGUUGGAAAACUGCUUUCCCUUAUGUUCACUGUGCCAUAAUGCUGCUCGCAGGAAAUGGCAUUUUACAAAAAAAAAUGAAGAACUCAAAAAAACUUUGAAAACUUCAGCACUGUUGCACUUUAUGUUUUAAAAAAUGUCACUCUUUCAAAAUCUAUAACUCAUGUAUUUGAAGACUGUUUCAUGCUUUGCUCCGAACAAAUAGUAAAUAACUGAGUAUGUUCAGGGUAAUUUAUGAAAUUUUGUAGUGGUGCCAUGCAAUCCCCUUUUGGUAGAAUUGCCACAAACAAGGCUCAAAAUUCUCAUCAUCUCUGUUAUACACCUGUAUCAUGAAAGCAAAAAGAAGUAAACAUCAGGAGUCAGCUCUG